Molecule: messenger RNA, 1438 nt
Organism: Penaeus vannamei (Pacific white shrimp)
Lineage: Eukaryota; Metazoa; Arthropoda; Malacostraca; Decapoda; Penaeidae
Source: RefSeq, a predicted model, not a curated record
CUCGGCCCUCGCCUUCCUCCUCGACGUCGCCUCCAAAAUGGCAAGUUCCUCUGCUCCGGGAGGAAAAUGUGCCUUCUGUAGAAAUGCAGCAAGAUAUACGUGCCCUCGAUGCAAUUUUGCAUACUGCUCAUCCAGUUGCUACAAGCAUGCAUCGCAUGCACGCUGCUCCGAGAGCUUCUACAAGGACAUGGUAGAAGCAGAGCUCAGAAGUGGGACUGUGUCAGAAGAAUCACGCAAGAAAAUGGUUGAGAUCUUGCGCCGUGUGGAGGCUGGCGAAACUAUUUUACCUGAUAAUGUGGAUGAACCUCUGGAUUCGGAUGAUGAUGAUGAUGACAACCUUGCUGUUAGGAUGGCAGACAUCGACCUUAAUGACAGUGAGGCUGUCUGGAAGAAGCUCACAGAGAAGGAGCGCCAAGAGUUCCGACAGCUAGUGAACUCAGGCAGUUUCGAUGACCUACUCCCUCCCUGGAGUCCCUGGUGGGAGCAAGAAGUCCCACCAGUCCAGGAGAUCACCCCGGGUCACCAGAUUGUCCCUGCGUACGUGGCUAAAUGCCCGCCGCUUGUAGACGUUCCCUUACUUAGUCAAGUGAUGAAGGGCUCCCCGUCUCCAACCAUCCCCUUCAACAUCCUGAAUGUCCUAUCAGGAUAUGCUUGGACGGUUAGGCUCUUCAAUGGCGACCACCAGGAGAGUAGUGUUGAUGCCACGGAGGCCCUGCUCUCCCUGUCGGCUGUACUCUCAGCAAAUGCCAAUUUUGAGGAGGCUGCCAUCGCCGUUGAGAGCCCUAAGAUGGAAGCACAGAAUCACCCAUGGCUGAUGGAGAGUGAGGAGUUUGCAGGAACAGUGAGGAGGGAUGUGAUGAAGAUGCUGAAGGGGCCUGUGGCGUCAGACCAGACCUUCUACGUGAGGGCUGCACUCUCAGAGAUCCAUGUUCUGCUGAGCACGUGCAAGGCCUCCCUGUCCAAGAAGAAGAAGCCAGGCACAAGGAAAGGCCUAUUUACAUCAGCAUUUGGAGAAGCAAGUCAGCAUGUGGAGCUCAAGAUCACGACCUUGCCACUAGUCAAGUCCUCCCUAAAGAAGGUGGAAUUCCUGCUGUCAUUUGUUCUGGAAUACGCAUCUGCUAUCAUUAGUCUAACCCCAACUUAAACGCUUCAAGAGAAAACUCGGGCCACAGAAAUGAAAGAAAACAACUAAUGGGCUUUCUGUCGCGGCAAGCCUCUUCAUCUGUUUGAAAUCAAGUCUUUGACUGAGCUUUGGAACGGGGGAAAAACUGUAUAUGUGAGUUUGGGCUGUGACAGUCAGGCUCUGAAAUGGAAGGAUGUGUGUACACAUAUGGGAAUGUAGGCAGGACUGAGCUUGGAUAUUUUAAUUUCUCUCUCUCUCUCUCUCUCUCUCUCUCUCUCUCUCUCUCUCUCUCUUCUCUCUCUCUCUCUCUCUCUC